Drosophila eugracilis is the source of this 418-nucleotide messenger RNA. Its product is annotated as protein spalt-accessory. Bases 81 to 353 code for a protein of 90 amino acids. The transcript has a single exon. The record is from RefSeq and is a predicted model, not a curated record. NCBI's taxonomy places the organism in Eukaryota, Metazoa, Arthropoda, Insecta, Diptera, Drosophilidae.
AGGAGGAUUCGGUGGGCAAGCUGGAUUCGGUGGUCAAGCAGGACUUGGAGGACAAGCUGGACUUGGUGGUCAUUUAGGAAAUGGUCAGGGAGGAGUGUACCCGGGUCAAGGGAGUUCCCGGUUACGGCGGAAUUGGUGGAUCUGGCCAUUUCCAUGGAGGUAAUCCUGUAGGACCUGGAAAUUACCAGGGAGGAAAUCCCGUUGGACCUGGCAGCUUCCAUGGAGGCAAUCCCGUUGGGCCUGGUAACUUUCACGGAGACCAUCAUGAAUAUCCGGAACAUCAUCGCGAACAUCACCACGAACAUCAUGAACACCACGGACACCGCGAGCACCACGAACAUCGCAGGCACUAGAUCGGAGCUUUGUAAAUUUCUUGUACUUUGAGUUUACAAUAAUAUGUAUACUAGAUGGAGAAAUA